Messenger RNA from Vigna radiata var. radiata (mung bean), 608 nucleotides. RefSeq names its product MDIS1-interacting receptor like kinase 2. The transcript has 2 exons. Bases 156 to 518 code for a protein of 120 amino acids. The record is from RefSeq and is a predicted model, not a curated record. Lineage: Eukaryota; Viridiplantae; Streptophyta; Magnoliopsida; Fabales; Fabaceae.
AUAGAGACAUAUCAGCAAGCAACGUCUUGCUUAACUCUAAAUGGGAGCCCACUGUUUCUGAUUUUGGCACAGCCCGAUUUCUCAACCUUGAUUCAUCCAAUCGAACUAUAGUUGCUGGAACCAUUGGAUACAUAGCACCUGAGCUUGCAUAUACAAUGGUGGUGAAUGAAAAGUGUGAUGUGUAUAGCUUCGGAGUGGUGGCACUGGAAACUUUGAUGGGAAAACAUCCUAAAGAAAUACUCUCAUCACUUCAAUCAACUUGUACUGAUGAUGACAUCAAAUUAUGUGAUAUAUUGGAUCAACGCCUCUCGCACCCAACAUUCUCAGUUUUACAAGACAUAGUUGUUGUUGCCAUUGUGACUUUUGCAUGCUUAAAUCCCAAUCCUUGUUCUCGUCCAACAAUGAAACGCAUCUCUCAAUGUUUCCUUAGUCAACUCAUACCAUUAAACAUUCCUUUACAUCAUAUUUCGUUGCAACAACUCAUGAGUCAAGAACUUAGAUCCUCUUUGAAAUUGUAAACUCCUGUAAGUAUUUUCAGCAAUAACUCAAAAUCCUUAGUAUAAUACAAAGUAGAAAAUCUGUUUGGUAUCAAGUUAUAUUUAUCCACU